Physcomitrium patens is the source of this 6920-nucleotide messenger RNA. The record is from RefSeq and is a predicted model, not a curated record. Lineage: Eukaryota; Viridiplantae; Streptophyta; Bryopsida; Funariales; Funariaceae.
UUCGCUCCUCCAUCGUCGAAGCGGAGUGGCGAUUGGCUGAUCGGCGACGUCGAGGAGGAGUGAGGAGCAGGGCACGGGGAGGGUGGGGCGCUGCCCUUCACCACCUGCGAAGAAGAAGACGAAGAAAAAGAAAAAAGUUUGCGAGCAUUCAUUCCUCAAACCCCGGCUAUGGCGAAGGAACACCACUUCCAGUUCUAAGUGUUGCAGAUCGUCACCGUCGCAUCAUCAGCCCUCCUCCCACCCCUCCCUUCCUCCCUCCCUGCUUCUUUCUCUCCCCUUUCACUUCCCGUUUACGUCCCUCUUGAGUUUGUGUCGUGGCCGAGGGCUUCGAUGUAGCUGUAGUGGCGCUGGACAUGCAAUGAUGUGGUGAUGGGAGCAGAGCGGGGACGGAAACGGGGACGGGGACAGGGACAGGGACAAGGGCUGUAGGUUAAGGAUCGGGGACGAAGUGAAGACGAGGACGAGUGGUUUUGUAGUGUUGGUUGCGAGAUUCUUUUAGUGUUGCCUAGGUUUGAGAUUCGGCUGGGCAGGGAUGGAGGGUGGACUGCGGGACGUGUAGCCGAAGAGGGCGUCGCAUGGAGGCAGGAUGUUGAGCAUGCGAGGUGUGCAUUGUUGCCAUGAAGAUUUUUAUCAUUUCGAAGGAUUGUUAAUCGACUCUGGGCUGUAAUGGGUCAUGUAUCACCCCUGGGUGUGCCUUUGAAAGUUGAUGGAGAACUCAUCCUCUUCUUUCACCUCGGGAAGUAGAACGCAGGGGUUGAGUCUACGACGAUAACAGAUAGUAAGGGGAAGGUCCACAAGCUCGUUGACGGACUUGUUGCACAGGUAUGGCUCCUACUGUAAAGUGUGCGCAUCCUGAAGGAAGUGAAACUCUGGAGGGGGGUUAUGUGACAGGCUUGUCAAGGGAACUGGAAGGGAUUCUGUUUAAUAUUGUCGAGAGUGGGAAUGUGCAAUGGUCUGACUCGAAGUGUAGUAUGGAACUUAUCGACCAGAGAACGGUAUCAGAUAUCCCUGCUUUGGACGAUGGAAGGCGACGUAGCUCACGUCUUAAAGGCAAGGUCUCUUUUAAAAACGCAGGGGUUUGUGGUGGGAGCUCGCCUGCUAGUAAAGAACCGUCAGGUAGCAGGAAGAAAGGUGGGCGGAAAAAGACACCUGUUCUUGAGAAUGUGCAAAGCAUUGAGGAUUCCGUCGAGGAACUGAAGAGCGAUGUGAAAGUUGAAGCUUUCCCUCAAGAGCUGGCCAUAAAAUCUGAGAAUGUAGGUGCUAACGCAGUGGACAAUAGAGCCUUAGCAGGCUCCGCUUCGACAUCUGAGGAACCGACGUUACUGCAUGGGACGGGUGAAGGGAAAGUGGCUAAAGUUAAGAAACUGGACGAUCUUGAUAUCUCAGAUGAAUCCCUUUGUAUGGAUAGAGAGGGUGCUGGAGCUACUGGACCUGUUGUAGAUACACGAGGGGAUUUUUGCGACAGUAACAUAUUUGAGAAUCUUCAAAGCAUCGUCAAUCUUCAUCCUGAAGAGAAUGUAAUUCAUAACGAGAUUCCGAGCGUUUCCAAAAGUGGGGCACAUGAAAUGAUUGAAAUUCAAGUGGCAAACACAUCAGAGGUCAAUCUGAUGAAUGAAGGAAGUAGGAAAAAUGAAACCGGGCUUGUCAAGGCUUACAAUGGAGGUUUAAGGACAGAAAAAUCUGUCUCUCAUGAUGUCACAGACCUGAAAAUCGUUCAAAAAAAUUGUGAAACCACUGCUGAAGCAACUACAGUUCCGACAGGAAGUGAGACAGGGCUUGUAUUGUCGGAUUUCAAAGAGGAGGCUGUUUCGAGAGGAAGCAAUAGCGCCUCAAAAGCAGGGGAUGAUACUUUGAAAUUAAAUGGGAAUGAUGGAGAGGAUUCGAGUUCUGUGACCUCUCAAGAUGAUAUCGCACACACACUAGCUGUAAGCGUAGAUAAAGAUACUAAGGUCGCAUCUGGUGAUAGCGCAACAGGUGGUGUUUCAAUAGUCGCAUCUAAUACCUCAUCAAACGAUAUGCAUAUGGUUACGAGUCCUGAAUUGCUGAGAGAAGAAACUACACACUCAAUUUAUAGGAAACAGAUGCUCGUUCAUUCUAAGGAGGGACAUGAAGAUGAUGUCCAUGUGGGAAGUAGGAACAGUUCGGAGGGUAGAUUUUCUCGAGUAUCUCCAUCCAAAAGCAGGACAUCAGCUCUCAGUUCUCAGUUAUUAAUGAGUGAGAACGAUGUCAAACAAAGAACAUCUAACAGUAUCUCGGAAGGGAGGGCGAUGACCCCGACAACAUUUGAAGCGACCUCCCUUCGAUUAGAUGAAGUAGAAGGGCGUUUUCUGCUUGUUCAAAAAUCUGAUUCACUCAAAUCAGUCAAUCAAGUGAUAGGCUUAUCUACUGGUGAUGUCGUUGGCGCUCUGAAAGUUGAAAGCAGUUCUGAGGUUACAAGAAAUCUUUCAAGUCACACUGAUAAUGCUGCUGGUGGAGAAGAUGAUUCAAGUGGUGUCACAGAGGGAGACGGUGAGAAAGUGGAUGAGAGCGCUAGCAUCAACUCCAAAGCUGGAUGGGUCAAAUGUGACGAUUGUAAUAAGUGGCGCAGCAUUCCAGUGGACCUUGCUGAGAAAAUAGGGGAAACAAAUGCUUACUGGUCAUGCAAGGAGAACCCGAAUAAGCAGUUCGCAGAUUGCUCUAUUCCUCAAGUGAAAAGUAACGAAGAAAUAAAUAGAGAUCUUGGAAUUUCUGAAAGUUCCCUCUGUAAUGAAGAUGAGGAUGAAGAACAUGACGAAACUUGUGAUUCUAAGCCCAUGUACAACGGUAUACAAGAAAAUGGACAAUCUGUAUGGACGCUCAUUAAGCGAAAUAUUUUCAAGCACCGCAGUCAAAAGCAUCAGGAUGCUGAUGAGGCAAUGGUAUGUCAGUGUGCACCUCCUAAACCUGGAGAAGUUGGCUGUGGCGAGGACUGCCUAAAUCGGAUGCUUAAUGUCGAGUGCUUGCCGCAACAAUGUCCAUGUGGACCAUUUUGUACAAAUCAGCAAUUCCAAAAGCGGUUGUAUGCAAAUGUGGAACUAUUUCGAUGUGGGAAAAAGGGUCAUGGGCUUCGAGCUCUGGAGAACAUACCAAGGGGCACAUUUAUCAUAGAGUAUGUUGGGGAGGUGUUAGACAUGCCAUCAUUUGAAGCGCGUCAGAAGGAGUACUCUAUGAACUCGCAAAAGCAUUUCUAUUUUAUGACUUUAAGUGCCAAUGAGAUUAUUGAUGCUUGCAGUAAAGGCAAUCUGGGGCGUUUCAUUAAUCAUAGCUGUGAACCCAACUGUCAAACGGAGAAGUGGAUGGUGGACGGGGAAGUUUGCAUCGGGCUUUUUGCUAUCCGUGACGUGAAAAAGGGAGAAGAGGUCACUUUUGAUUACAACUUUGUACGUGUUGGUGGCGCCGAUGCCAAGAAAUGUGAAUGUGGUGCAAAUAAGUGCCGAGGAUUCAUUGGAGUUGACCCAGAUACUCCACAGAAUGUUGUGGAUAUAGAUAGUGAUGAUGGAGAGGACCCAGAGCCCAUAAUGUUAUGUGCAGAAAGCGAUGAGGACCUUGAUGGUAACGCCGAGAAAGGAAAAGAGGGGGCGGCGAAGAAAGCAAGAAUAACAGCAGGUAGUGAGAGCGUGCUCAAGAACAACUGGAAACUCAGAGGAGUCAAACGUAAGUUCUACGUAGGAGGUGCGAAGGAUAUCGAGAGCCCGAAGAAAUCAAGGCGUGUGAAAACAGCAGCAGUUCCUAAAUUGGGAAGUCAUAGGCUAGCACCGUCGAGGGUUUUUGCUGGCUCUCGCUCUGGCAUCCGCAGAACUUACCAAAGUGAUGUUGAGGAGAAAUUAGGGGAAUUAACAAAUGAGUCUGGAGGGCUUCGAAAGCAAAGGGAUACUGCUAAGCAGUACCUAAAACUAUUGGUGCUUACAGCAGCUUCUGGCGGCAGUGUAAAUGGGGCUGCUGCUUGCAGUGCUCGCGACCUAUCUAUGCUUUUGGAGGCACUCCUCAAAACUCAAAAGUUGAGUUUGCUUAAGGACAUCAUGAACAAGAACGGUUUACAGAUGUUCCAUAACUUGCUUAAGCAGUUUCGGAAGUCCUUUGAGAAGAGACCAAUACUACGCAAGUUGCUUAAGGUUUUGGAUUAUCUAGCAAAAAACAGAGUUUUGACUGUGGAGCACAUUUUCAGUCCUCCGCGAUCAGGCACAGAAUGCUUUUCCGACACGCUCUUCGACCUUUCUAGGCAUGAUGAUAUGGAGGUUCAGAAUAUGGCUCGUACUUUCAGGAAACUAUACGUACCGCCACGGCCGCACAAAACAAUCACAAGCACUGAACGACCCCUAGCUAAGCCAUCUUUGCAACAGACGCCUGUUACACUUUCCUCCUCCUCAGCAGUAGAGUUUUCUCAUGGAGGUUCAUCAGCUAACAACUCAGCGGAGCAGCCCUCUACUGUGCUGGGAGGACCAGUGGAAGGAACUUCAGCAAACCCUCCCACAACUAGUAGGCGAAAAAGGCCAAGUCGGUGGGACACUGUCUCAGAUACUGAAACAGCUACUACAACUAGUGUGUCUGCAGGGUUUGGGGUUUGCCAUGGCGCAUCACAACAUCAUCCGCAAGGCUGCUUGUCAGAGGAGGCUAACCCUAGCUUCACACCCAGGAGCCAACUUCCAGCACCUUCUGCAUCGCAACAACCUUCUGCAGUGCAAUCCCCGUCAGUUCCUUCUGAUCCCUCACAAAGGCCUUCAGUAUCUUCGACACCAGCAGGAAUACCGGGACGACCUGCAGGACCCUUUCCACCUGUUCAACAUCAUGGGGGCCAUCAUAUGGUGCAGCCUGGGGUAAUACAACACCAAGGAUUUCCGCCUGGCCAUGUUCCUGUAGGGUUGCCAGGUCAUAGGCAAGCUAUUCCCUCGGGACCCAUGCUCAUGGGUUUGCCGAGAGGUCCCAUGGGCAAUGAAGUCCCUCCAAUGUCACAGAGGUCUUAUUCUGGAGGUAAGCUCCCGAGAUCAGAUAUGUUAUCUGGACCCCACCCUAUGCAAGGUGGUCCCUUGCAAGUACCAGCAGCCGGUGUGCAUCAUACAGCUUUUCCAUACCAUCUAGGACAACCUAACCAGGCUUCUGCGUCCAUGCACGGUGUACCCCCUGUACAAUGGCCAUCGAUGUAUGCAAUGGGUGGUCCCAUGUUUGGCGGGCCUCCGUUGGCACCUCCACCGCCACCUCUCCCACCUUCCGGAAUACCUUGGGGACAUAAUGGCUCAAGAUCGAUGGAAGGAUUUGCAGGUAAUGCUUCGAGGUUAAAUAAAGAGGCUCCUGAAGCUAGUGGAGGUCAAGCGAAGCGCGGAUAUCCCGCUUCGCAAAGCUCAAGUACGAAAACUGUAAGUAAUGAGCCAACGGGAUCCGAUACAGCAGGAGAGCCCCCCGUGCCUGGAAUAUCACCAACGAGUCUCCGGGGUAGUCGAACAUCAGAAAGAACCCUAAGUAGUGCCUCAGAGCCGGCACAAGGCUCUCUAAGAUCUCACAACGAAAGUAGUGUCACUAGGUUAGAAGCUCCGCCACAUAUCCAGAGAGAUGAUUACGGGGCCAGGACGACCGGAAACGACUUCAAGGCGUCAAAUUGUUCCCGUAAUAUGCCAAACAACGUAGGAUCAAUUCUACAGGCACACUCUCAUCCAGAUUACAUCGAAAGUGUGCAUGACAAUGGCCAGAGAGUGAUGAGUUGGGAAACUCCUGAAUGUUCUAGCUUUCACCACCAUGUUUCCGGUAUGGUUCGUGCUCGAGUCGAAAUGAAGCAAUUGGUACAUUACAAGGACUUUGAGAAGUUUUGCAGGAAGCUGACUGAAGUUGUCACUCGUAAAGAAAUCAAAAAGUAUAGAGAAAACAAAACGCAGGGAAUGGCAAAAGUAAUCCUCAGAAGCAAACUAGUGGAGAAGGUGGAUGCUUAUGUAGACUUGCAAAUUGGACUUUACAGCAAAUCUAAUAAAUUGAAGAGUGGCGAAGGGCAGUCCUGAAGGAAGCUACCAGCACCUAGGCCCAGUUCAGCGGCGUUUGUACAGUAGCCCCGAAGAAGUUGCAUCUAACUUUUGCGUUGUAGUGUAGACUUAUUCUUCGAAAUAAUGGCAACAAAAAUGGGGCACCACUUCAUACUUGCGUCCCUUCUUACAGAAAUUUACAUUGUUGUGGCAACCAUUUACCCCAGGUUAAUGGAACAAUUUUUUUCUUGCAGUCUCAAGAAGUGAUGUGUGGUAGCAGUUUUCUGGGAUGGACUUGGUUGUGCUGUUCUUUAUCCCACUUCACGGUCGGCAUGUCUAGGUAACUGGCCACCACCUUAAUGUCAAGCAUUACACACUCGGCUUGGUAGUUGCAUUCAGAAACUCGAGAGACGGGAGUAAGAAGAGAUUCAACUUUCGAAUACCGAAAAUGCAGUGAACUCCAGUAUAUAAUCGUGCCGGUGUAAUGACGAGGAAAAAGCACGCCAUUCCAACUGGAGAAUACUGUUCUUGAUGCGCUUUCGAGAUAUGACUUUCCCAGUCCCUCGUAAGAAACUGUCCAUUUGGGACUGGGACCAAGUAGUGGAUUGUAAGAAACUCUGCAGUUUCUUCUCAUCAUUUGAUCAAGCAUGAAUAUUCUUUUAUUUCUUUGCCUGAAACCACUUCAUUCUAAGUGACACAAGUCCUCUAACGUAGCUUCGUCUUGAACCAGGCUGUGUGAAAUAUCUAUUAAGCCUAAAUUACGACAAUGAUAUGGCAUAUUGUGGACACUCAGUAAGCAAGGAAACUUAAGUUUAAAGACCAAAGGAAUUAGGGUGCUGAUAAUUUAUUAGAGCUUAGAAUCUGUUAGGUCACCUAUAGUCUUAAAAGUAAACUUUCAUAAUCGUUAUACUGGAUGGAACAUGAGAUUUUUUCCAAUAAUCAUAGAGAUUAUCCCUC